GUCAUUACCAUUGUGCCCACACUGUAGCUUUGUGCAUGCGCAUGUGCACACUGUGGCUUUUCGGUAAGAAAGUUUCGGAUCAAGAUCCGCCUUUCUUCCUUCCCCAAUGUUACUCUUUUCCUCGCUCCCUUUGACUACAUUUCUCUCCCAGAGAUUAUUUCUCGCUUAUCAUCUCCAGGAAGAUCCGCGAAUACUCGAAUUCCGUAUUUCCUAGUGGCCAUCAUCAGGACAACCUUUUAUCGAGCGGCCGGAACCAUGGCAUCCACCAUUCCGUCGUCGCUCCCGUUUUUUGAUGUACUGAGAACCACUGCGGACGACCUUCGAAAGCUCCUUACAUCGGGCGGAAUCAGCAGCGUGCAGAUUGUAGAAUGCUACCUGUCGCACAUCGAGGCGCACAACACCAAGGGUGCGAAAUGCAGAGCCAUCAUCUCGACCCGGCCAAGAAUCCAGCUCAUUGCCUGCGCUGCUAGGCUUGAUAAGGAGCGACAGGAGGGAAAGCUGAGGGGUCCAAUGCACGGGAUUCCAGUCCUCUUGAAGGACAAUUUCGCAACGGAUCCCUCUCUUGGAAUGCCCACAACCGUUGGCUCAUACGCGCUCCGUGAUUCGUGCCCUUCUGGCAACGCCCCGGUUGUUGACAACUUGGUCGAUCGUGGAUUGAUCAUUCUGGGGAAAGCUAACUUAACGGAACUUGUGGGGCUGAAAGGUGUAAGUGGGUGGUCUGCUAUUGGGGGCAUGUGCGAGCCUGCAUAUAUUCCAACCGGGUACGAGAUCGGGGAGAAAUCUCGAGGCGAGACUACGCCCGCCGGCUCAUCCACUGGAUUCGCCGUCGGUGUUGCAUGUGGCUUUGCGCCUGUUUCUCUUGGGACAGAAACAUCCGGCUCUGUGGUCUCCCCUGCCGCUGCCGCUGCCUUGUAUGCACUGAAGCUUACUCCAGGCUCUGUCCCACUGGCCGGAAUCAUGGAGGUAAAUGCUUUCUUUGAUACGGUUGGUGCAUUUGGGAAAUCAGCUCUAGAUGUUGCCCUCGUAUGCGACGCUCUUUCAGUGACGAAAGAUGGUUCUAACCUGGCCUCUUUCGCAUCCUCUGUCAAUCUGAAGGAUGUCUCAGUGGGAUUCGUUGACAUUGAAAAAUGGAGGCUGCCAGCCCAUACUCAGGUCGGCGAUCCGAAAUACUUUGAGCAAACUGCUACGGAGUAUCAGGAAGCAAAAGAUCGGCUGCGCAAGAAUGGCGUGAAAAUCGUUGACGUGUACCUCCAACCUCCCGAAGAGUGCAUGAUUGGGGACACAAACGUCGACGAUCUGAUGAACAUCAUGAUAAUGCAGCAAGGAAAGAACGGUUUCGAACGAUACCUGAAUAGCCUUGAGGUCUCCAAAGUUCGUACCUUAGAGGGGAUCAUCAAGUUCAACGAAAACAACGCAGACAUUGAACUUCACAAAGACUACAGCCCUAACCAGGACCUCCUCACUACACUUCUCAAUAACUCAAAGCCAGACGAGGAUGUUUCUGAGUGGCUGGAACAUUGCAAGCGCUGGGGAGCAACAGAAGGAAUCGACAAAAUCACAUCCGAGCAUGCCGUGGAUGUGGUGGUUUGCUGCUCGGAUAGCUACUUUGCCGGUGUGUCGGUCGCAGCCCGCUAUCCCAUGGCCGCGGUUCCUUUGGGAUACAUCAAAAGUAGCGGGAGGCCAUAUGGCCUACAGGCUAUCGCACCAGCAUAUCAAGAGUCGAAGUUGGUCAGGUUCAUGGCGGCGUGGGAGCAAGUCUUCCCCCCGAGACGGGUCCCGGACCUAGUCGCUUGCACCAAAGCCAGGGCCGAUCGUUAAUUCGGGAUAAACUCUUCAGACCGAGACCUGUGAUGAGAACCUUACCAAUCAUUGAACGUACUCAGGGCUACUCUCAAUCCAAU
Molecule: messenger RNA, 1901 nt
Organism: Ilyonectria robusta
Lineage: Eukaryota; Fungi; Ascomycota; Sordariomycetes; Hypocreales; Nectriaceae
Product: amidase signature domain-containing protein
Exons: 10
Coding region: 256-1818 (520 amino acids)
Source: RefSeq, a predicted model, not a curated record